CCCUCGAGCAGCACAAACACACACAGAUCAAAAUGAGCUGUAAUGUGUCUUUUCACACACAGAGCAGCGUACCAUAGCACUCUUUAUUUCCCACCUCUCGGGACUCAAAGGGAUUUCUUUCCACUCGGGCAUUUAACCACCUGAUCAUGAAUUCUUAGAAAUGGAUUAACAGGUCGUGGAUUCUAAUCUGUAUAACAUGGUCUUGAGCCAAAACUGAACGAGAUCACUCCACUCAAACCUUUGUCGUUCAGAGCAAAGACAGGAACAGCUCUCCUUCCUUUGUUACAUUUUCUGAACAUUUUUUAACCUUAUUUUGAAAGUUUUAGGCUAUUAGGAGUAAUUAGUGUGAUUUAUAUUUGUUAAGCAGUAGAAGUUGCAACACAGGAUAUUCUGCUCGCUUCAGAACAUGUGACUGAUGUAAUCCUACUGUACAGUAUGUGUGUCUUCUUAAAAAAAAAAAAAAACAGUGCGUUGUUUGUUUCCAGGUUUUGGAGGUUUUAAUUAUGCUAAAAUGGAAUAUAAUUUAAGAACGGUCUAAGUGCACAUCUAAAUCUACCAUUGCUGGCAUGAUGUGAACUAUUUCCAUGUCUUUCCAGAUGCCAUUAUGUUGUCUGCAAAGGUCAUUCAUUCCUUUGGCAGAUGGGGCAAUUACCUGGGUGUGGAUUUAGGCGGGUAGUGUAUCAACACAAGUCACGCAUUGUUUUGUAAAUGCCCUGUGAUAAAAAUCUAUUAACAUACCAGUAUAAAGGCCAUGCUGUACAGAAUUAGACACUUGUCUAACUUGUAUUGUUGUGAAAGUGACAACUCGCAUACUUCAUUGUCACUGUCAUUCCAUAGUCAUGUCAUUAGAAAGACACACGCCUCAAACGUUCAUGAUGUUUUCUCAGUGUGUUGUCACAGAUGGACACAAAGGGUUGAGACGCACAAUCCAAUGAUGUGGGUUAGACUUGAUAGUUUUUUAGGUCUGUAGUGUUGGCAUGAUCUGUAACUUGUGAAUAAAUGAUUUCACUUCUAUUCUGAGCUCAUAUGUGUCAGAGCUGCGUUCACAUCAGUUGUGCCUUUUGUCUAGUGCGACCUCUGUGGGAGAUAAAGUGAGUCCUAUUGCAUAACUUAAAUCCUUGGCCGUAGAAGCCCCUUUUUUAUUCAUGGCGUUCUUCAGACGAGGUGGAAAAAUAAACGCCUUUCCUAGAAAAAUGCAAUUACGAGUGCUGUAUUUUAUUUAGGUUUUUAUUGGUAAGACACUUCCAACGUGAAAUUAAAACGGUAAUAAAUAAAUACUUCCAGCAUUUGCAUAAUCCAUGCAGUUCUGGCUCCAUUUUCACUAUUUUGAAUCUUUAAAAAUAUAAAUUUCUCUGAUUUCUCUUCCAGUUGUUUCUUGUAGCAACAUAACUAAUUAUUAGUCAUUGGUCCUUUGACGGGGGAGACGUUAGUAUUUGAAGAUGUUUAAUUGAGGGCAGUCAUUUUACUUGAAAUUAGAAAAGCAGCCUGUAUAGUCCAGCUACCUCCAUGUUUAGACCGAGCUCACUGAGGCAGUCUGAGGGAAUGCAUUCAUGGAGGACCACCUUGGGUUGCUGGGGCAACCACAGUCUGAAGAAUGCAGUGUUUUUCUUUAUUGACGUAUACAAAUCAUCAGAAGUUAGAGAAAGACAGACACUAUAAAAGUUGUUUUUCUGUGCCAUUUUAUUUUCUCAUAUAAGCCUCCAAACAGAAGGUAUAGUUUAAUUUAAAGCUGUCAGCGUUCAGUAUGUAGAGAUUUACGGUAAGUGAAAAUCAAAAUCUUGUUGUUUUACUGAACUGUUCUGCCUGGUUGUCCAUGAGCCACUAAUCACAUGUUGGCCUCUUAGCACAUUAGCUAGAGCUGGCUAAAGCAAGGCUGAGUAAUCACCCUGUCUUUUGCAAUAGCUCACCGCUUAAUGGUGCAAUGCUGGGCUAAUGGACCUCAGCAGCUCUCCACCUGACCACAGACUGACUCCUCCUCUGUGUUUACUCUGUUACUGCGGCAGCCAUUAUAAGGAAGUGAGCAGGGGUAAUCAGACACCUGCACUGCCAGGCUCUGCAGGUCCCCUCCCAGGAAGGGAGGAACCAGAAGGGAAAGGGCGUCCCCUAGACUGGGUAGACCAGUGAGACACGUUCUUUAUCCCAACCUGUGGAGUUUUCUUUUUUUCUCACACGACAGCACCACAGGGCUUUAAUGUAAAGUGAGAAACAAGGUAAAGGAGACAGAGAUCAACUACAAGUACAUGGACUCCAGUGUGUAUACCGGCACAUAGAGAAGGAUCACCCACAACUUUAUGGAUACUACGACUCAACUUGUCGGAAGAGUCUGGAAUGCUUUUGUGAAAGGCAGGUGAACUAUACUCUGCCAGGAAGAUUACAGCAGGACAUGCUUCCAGCCACUGAACAGCUUGACUUCACUUGCAGCGUCAUGGGAACCUUAUUGGCACAGAGGAGGGUGAACAUUACUGCUGACAACAUACAGUCAGUAGUAGACUCACUGUGAUAUUAUGAAAGUCUACUACGUGGGACCUGUUUGCUUUUCACAAAACAGGAAUACAGGAAUAGUGGUAAGAAGAGCUGGAGAGAUUUGUCCAUACAAAGGCCUUUUGUCCCAGCCAGCGGGAGUGGAAUAGUAGCAACUUGGAUAACUGGAGGUGGGGGCCUUUUGCUACACUUUGAACUGACACUUUGCUGCUACCCGUUUUGUUUUUUCUCGCUUUACUCUCAGUUCGUGUGGAGCUUUGAGCAAAAAUGGACAGUUUGAGUAAUAACUCGGAUGGACCGGGGAAGCAGCCCGCCAGUUCUUACCUGAAUGUCUUCAGCAGUAUGCUCAGCCGAACCAGACAUGCCUCUUCAGACGCCGAGUCGGCCGUGCUGACGUCUUUCAAGGAGCUGUCGGAUGAAGAGAAUCUUCUACCUGAAGGCGGUCAAACUGCUAAUGGCGAGAACGAUCUCCAAGGGAGGGAAGGUAUGCGUCAGGAUAAUGUGACUGCUUCCUGUGAUACAGGGCAGAGCGCUGAAUCAUUGGAAACCGGCAAGGAGUCUGGCGACCAAGUUAAAACAGCAGUUGAUCUAGAGCUGGUACAGGUCACUCGGGUGGAAACAUACAUGGACAAUGAGGAAAAUGAGGUCGAGGAGGCGGCCCACAGCAGCACUAAUCUGUCAAAGCCCACCCUACCUGAGGAGGAUAAUAAUACAGUGGAGCAUGGUGAUGGCGAUGAGAUGGAAGAAGCCACUGAGGUCGAGUACCAAAUGCCUGUGUUCAGAACACACAGACUUACGGAGAGAUCCCGCAUAGAAGCUAUUCUAUAUUCGAACAAGUUCGUCAGCAGAUCUAACUCUAGGACACCCCUGGACUCUUUAGUUUCCAAACAGGCAAAUGGCCGCAGUCCCAAGGAGAGCACCGUCACAGCGUCUUUGGAUGUAGAAACAUCUGGUGAUGGAGAGAAUAGUAAAGACAAUGUAGGGACAGAUGAAGGCAAAGAGUUGGCUGGCAUAGAUUGUUCUCUGCCCGUUCCUUCCAUUAUCUCCAGACAUCUGGAUUUGGAGGCCUCAGGUCAUAAUGCUACCACAGCCUCUCCUCUAAAGGAGGAUUUAGAUAAUACGCAGAGGGAGGAGACGCAUGAAGCUGAGAAGGGGGCUGAGGAACCUCCCUCCAGCCAGGUGUCUUCCUCUGUUCCCUCCAGCCAGGUGUCCUCCUCUGUUCCCUCCAGCCCGAAGACUCCUGAAGUUUCAGUCCAAUCAUUCUCCAUUCCAGUGGAGCAGUCGGACUCUGCUGGUAUCACAAAUCACCCAACAGGGAUUAAUAACCCCAUGCCGCCGUCAUCUGCUAAUGAAGAGUCUCCAGGAGACAUCCAGCCCAGUAACGGUUCUCCCUCACAGCAUACAACUGCUCCAAAGACACCAGUAACACCACGUGCAGCUUCAUCCACUGCACCCUCGUCCACCUCAUCCCCAUCCAGGGGCACUUCGCUCUCUUCCCCCCCUUCCUUUCAGAUGCCGGCUCUCUUCAGUGGGCUGCGGGUGCUGAAGAAAGGAGCGUUGGGGGAAGACAGGGAGACUAUGUCAGAGAUCAAGCAGAGGGAGAAGGAUGCCGACUUGGCCCUGCUCAGCCUUAAAAGGACGGUAAACAAAGCCAAGCUCAUCCCCAAGCAGAAGAUGGCCACCUCUCCGACCAAAAAACAGGCGGAGCCUAAACCUGUCGCGGAAACUAAAAGCACUGCGAUGGGCCAUCUCAGUCAGCUGCUCAACCUAGACAACCACGAUGAGACCAAAACGUCAGACGUCGGGCAUGAUGGGGAUCCUGAACACAGCAGAAAAGAGUCUGAGACUGGAGAAGAGGUUUUUUCUGGACCAGAAACCUCCACAUCCUCAAAGGAGAGGAAGAAAACUUCAGACCUGGCCUACGAAACCUUCAGGAGCUUAUUUGGCCCCAAAACUGUCAAAAAGGAAAAAACAGAAGACGUGGAUGUGGACGCAGUGAAAAAGAAAAUCAAGAGUGACAAGGAAUGUCUGAGGUCUAUUUUUGAGAGAGCCUCCAAAUCCCCUGGAAAGGAGCUUAACAGUGCCGCAGAAGCUAAUACGGAGCUCAUGUCUCCUACCGACAGUGAGGACCGGACCCCGGGGCGUCUUCAGUCUGUGUGGCCCCCACCCAAAACCAAAGAUGAGGAAGAGAAGGUGGGGCUGAAAUACACCGAGGCAGAGCACCAGGCUGCGCUCUUGCAGCUGAAGAGAGAGUGCAAGGAAGAUCUGGAGAGGAUGCAUUCCGAGUAUGAGGUGCAAAUCUUCGAACUGCGAGGUGAGCAUGCUGUCUUGAUAUCGCAACUGCAAGGAGUCAUUGCUAAGAUGCAAAGAGACAAGGGCUAUAAUACAGGUCAGGAGCGGGGCGAGCUUCGCGACGCUGCUGUGUCCACAGACGACCUGAUACCCAAGACCUUCCGCACCGUGAGUAUCCAGACGGACAGGGAGACCUUCAUCAAGAGCCCGGCGGGGGACGGCGGCGGGCUUGCUCAAAGCCCCAACCGGAACGUGCCCAAAAAACUCAACUUGGACUCCAUCGGACUAAAUCUAAGAGCUGAAACGGCCCCAGGCUCUUCUGGACCACCCCCACCCCCGCCACCUCCUCCCCCUCUGCCACCAGGCCUCUUAGGACCACCACCUCCACCUCCUCCCCCUCUGCCACCAGGCCUCUUAGGACCACCACCUCCACCUCCUCCCCCUUUGCCACCAGGCCUCGUAGGACCACCACCACCACCUCCUCCUCCCCCUUUGCCAGGCACCACUGGAGCCCCGCCACCACCCCCUCCACCACCUCCACUCCCUGGAGGUGGUCCGCCACCCCCACCACCUCCCCCUCCUCCUCCUGGCCUACCUGGAGCUGGUCCUCCUCCUCCCCCUCCUCCAGGCGGAGGCCUGCCACCUCCUCCCCCUAUGGGGGGCUUCGGUUUCUUCCAGAAGGUGGAAAAGGCCCCACGGAAAGUUGCCGUUGAGCCAGCCUGUCCCAUGAAGCCUCUGUACUGGACCAGGAUACAGAUAGAGGACAACAACAACAACACACUCUGGGGUUCUCUGGAGGAACCAAACAUUGUCAACGCCAAUGAGUUUGAGGAUCUUUUCUCCAAGGCCACGCUGCAGACGAAGAAGAAGCCCCUGUCCGACACCUUCGAGAAGAAAGCCAAAACUAAGAAGAUUAUCAAGCUGCUGGAUUCGAAGCGUUCACAAGCGGUCGCCAUCCUCAUAUCCAGCCUGCAUCUGGAGAUGAAGGACAUUCAGCAAGCUGUUCUUACUGUGGACAACUCUGUGGUGGACUUGGAGACCAUUGAGGCGUUAUAUGAAAAUAGGGCCACCAGUGACGAAAUCGCCAGGAUAACGAAACAUUAUGAGGAUUCUAAAGAGGAGGAAGUCAAACUGCUGGACAAACCUGAGCAGUUUCUCUAUGAGCUCUCCCAGAUUCCCGACUUCGCGAACCGAGCCCAGUGCAUCAUUUUCCAGUCAGUAUUCCUCGAUACCAUCUCCUCCGUCCGUCGUAAGGUGGAGAUCAUCUCGCAUGUCAGCAAAGAGCUGUUGGAGUGUGAUAGCUUGCGGGAGGUAAUGGGCCUUGUUCUGGCCUUUGGGAACUAUAUGAACGGUGGGAACAGGACAAGAGGUCAGGCUGAUGGCUUCGGACUGGAGAUCCUCCCCAAACUAAAGGACGUCAAAAGCAGGGACAAUUCUAUGAACCUGGUGGAUUUUGUGGCUAUAUACUACCUGCGUAAUUUUGACAUGCAUGCCGGCACAGAAAAGAGUGUGUUCCCUAUGCCGGAGCCUCAGGAUUUCUUCCAGGCUGCUCAGGUCAAGUUUGAAGACCUCACUAAGGACAUCAGGAAGCUGAAGAAGGAUCUGACUGCUUGUGAGAAGACCACUCAGAAGGUGUGUGCUAACCCGUCAGAGGAACACCUCCAGCCCUUCAAGGAGAAGAUGGAAGGAUUCAUCGCCGCUGCUCAAAGGGAGCAUUCAGCUGAAGAGGAUCGACUCAAUGCAGCACAGAGAAGUUUCCAGGACAUGGCGAGCUACUUUGGGGUCAAGCCAAAGUCCGGGGAGAAAGAAGUGUCCCCGGGUCUCGUUUUUAUGCUUUGGUACGAGUUUUGCAAUGACUUCAAGAACACCUGGAUACGACAAAACAAGAACAUCUCCAAGGAGAGGUUGAAGGAAGCUCAAGAAAACAUCCAGAAGAUCACAGCGGAGAAGCGAGUCGAAACCAAGAAGAUCAAUGCCAACAGUCUGAAAGAGAGGCUGCGGCAGAAGGAAGCCAGCGUGUCUUCCUGCUGAGUGAAAUGACAAGUGUCGGAGCAUCGCAGAUCAGAAGGUGUGCAGGCCUCAUCUCUCCUGCGUUUACCACCUGCCUCAACAACAGGACUCGCAAUAAAACCUCGCCGGACUCUGACUACUCCCACUGCCGUAUCUCUGCCCUACUAACACCCUCCCAUCCAGAUAGAAGCUGGGCCUGCGGCGAGGAUGCAUGGCUGACACACUCAAAGUGAUGGGAGUGUUAAAGGCCAAAGGUCGAUCUCGUUCAUCCGGCAGGGCGCGACCUCUGAGUGCCCCAGCUUGUGAAAGGUCUCAAGGGGUCAGUGGGAUUCACAACAGCUGACACAUCCAAGAGGCUCCUUCUAGAUCUACAAGAACUUGGAAUCCAUUUCUCUCAGAACGGUAGAUGUCAGACAGCAGAGUGAUAAUGCUCCGACAUAUUCAAAGUGUUAAGAAUUUGUUGCUGUUAUGUGAACGGAUACGGCUGCCUGACUUGGAAAAUCCCUUUUCACAAAACAAAUCUCUCUCUGGAAGCAGUAAAAGAAAUGCAUUAAAAAAAAAAAAAAAAAGCAGUUGCCAGUGUUCUUUGCUGUAGCGAAUAGCUUUUCAUUUGCCACGGCUCAUUAAAAGUCUUGUAAAUAUGUCAUGCUGUAGAAUCGGCAGGGACCGAGCGGCGUUGAGAAGUAUGAUGAACGAUCUGCGCCGGGCUUGACGUGCGGAUUGAGACAUGAAAUGCGUGUGCGUGUGGAGGUUUCACUGUAUUGUGUAGCACUGCACCAGACUGACCUCUCCUGGGUGACAGCCAGAGAAGAGCAGAACUUGGCAGCAAGUCUCGGACCCCUCUCACACACACACACACACACACACACCUUAAAAUCAUCAGAAGAACACAAGUUUUGGCCGUGCACCCACUCCCACUUAAAAUACUAACCACACUAUGUGUCGUGCAAAAUUGUUAAUCCGUCAUCACAUUGUGUCCAGCACUCCUUUAAGCACUUUACUGCUUGCAGUAGCUGUAUAUGUCGUUGCCGCUACAAGCCACACUCCCCUGUUAUGCUAACUGCGUGCAUUCUUUUCAGAUGUCUUGCACCUUUUUGCACCUCUUUUCCUAUGCAAGAGUAUGGUCCUUAGAAGAUAUAUAUAUUGUAAUGCUUCAUGAUGAAAUCCUAUUAGAUCUUUUUUUUUUUUUUUCUAAGAAAGUCUAUUAAAGCGUACGUUUUAUUUUUGCAAAUGUAAGAUGUAACCACGCUCCUGUAUCAAUCAAGAAAAGUCUAUUUAUGUAAAGAAUGAUUUAUUUUCUGCCAAAAAGCAUCAGCUUUGGUCCCUUUGAGGGUCUAUUUGUAUGAGUUGUAACUGACUGAGAAGCUACCCGAUAGGUCGGUCAGAUAAAAGAUAUAUUUUCACAUGGAUAUUAGGUGUAUGUUGUGUCCGUUGGUUUACAGUGUAGGCUGUGAUAUGUGGAAUUUGAGUAAUUUGCUUGGAAUGAAGGCUGCCUAUACUUUUAUGUUUUGGAGAGAUGAGGUUUGUAUUUUCGGAUUUUAAGAACAUUUAAGCAUAUCUCCUGAAGCCAGAGUUGUUAUACCUCAGAUAGACUUCCAUUAUCAGAGUAUACAUAAAACCGCACCUUGAAUUACUUUUAACCCUUCCAAGUCUUUUCACAUGUGCCAUUUAUUUUGUAGAUUUCAUCAACUGUUUUACUUCAGAGGGUUUGAAAAGCAAAAAAAAAGAGCUGAUACUGACCAAGGAACUGCUGUAGCGUCUACUGUAUGUAUGUAUGUUGGUUCAUGGAAACUUCAGUAGCUCUCAUAUAGGUGCUCUGUAAUUUUAUGGAAUUGUUUUAAAUUUCAAGAAUAAACUGCUGAAUGCCGAACAAAUAGAA
Anarrhichthys ocellatus (wolf-eel) is the source of this 8662-nucleotide messenger RNA. RefSeq names its product formin-like. Lineage: Eukaryota; Metazoa; Chordata; Actinopteri; Perciformes; Anarhichadidae. Gene Ontology annotation, cellular component: actin filament. The transcript is spliced from 17 exons. The coding region runs from base 2749 to 6804 and encodes 1351 amino acids. Gene Ontology annotation, biological process: actin filament polymerization; actin nucleation. The record is from RefSeq and is a predicted model, not a curated record. Gene Ontology annotation, molecular function: microtubule binding.